AUGUUUGGAAGUUUAUCUGAUGAGGAAGCGGUUCGUCAGAGCGCUGGUAUAUUAUUCUUAAAAGCCAAAUACCUUCUGAAGAUGAACAUCGAUGUUCCAUGCCUGGAUAACAUCCACGCGAGUAUUUUGGUUGCUAAUCUGUGCGGUGCAGAAGCUCAAUCUGCAACGGAGGGUAUUGCCUUUCGAAUGGCGCAUAUCCUCCACUUGCCCGAGUCAAAUGCAACAGAAGACAGCAUCAUCCAGGAGAUCAAAAUAAGAACAUGGUGGUCCUUGUAUAUGAUUGAUCAGUGGUCAUCGGCAGGACUUGACUUACCAAGACAGUUUAAUGAUGAUCAACAUCGCCUGCCCAUGGCAGAAAUCGAAUUCUGGUCUUUGAAACCAGGACAAAGGGUCACAAGUGUUUCUCGUUCUGGACCUGGUCUCUGGGGGCAUAUGGUGGUUCUUGCUCGAAUCUUUGGCCAUAUUCAAAAUCUUCAUCAGAAAUUAGCAAGUGGACUAUUGGAAGAAGCACAGGCGGAAAUGAUAACUCAAGACCUAGCGCAAAGGUUCGAGCGGUUCGUUCACGAACUGCCACAGAGUCUAAAAUUCACUCCGGAUAACUUGAGGCAACAUGCCGAUAUGGGCCUCGGGCGAGCGUUCGUAGCCCUUCAUUUGGGAUACCACCAUUAUGCAACUCUACUAUAUUUCCCAUACUUUGACCAAACUUCCGCCCAGACUGUCAACCGAACAAUGUUUGUCGCCCGUUGCAAAUAUCAUGCGACAUCCUUCAGUGAUCUACUGAGAGCUUCUCAAGAGACCCCAGACUGUGAAGCAGUCUACCUAAUUGUUGCACACAUGACAGUCGUGUCAUCAUCUGCAUUGCUCCAUACGCUCUUGUUUGGAAACCAGUCUGAAGUAAUUGAUGCAAAAGAGAGACUUUUCUCCAAUUUUCAGACACUUCUCAAAUUGAAACAAUAUUGGCCUGGUGUUGAUUUAAUGAAAGUCUGUAUGCAAUCUAUGGAUACGACAUACACAGUAGACAGAUGGAUCGUCAAGUUCCUCUUGCAGCAUGCUUUACCCAUGGGUGAUGAGGUUGAACAACCAGUCACAUUCGAUCUGGAAGAGCGCGGAAAGUUCGCUAGUGAUGCUCUGUCAAUGCUUCGGCCGUAA
Penicillium verhagenii is the source of this 1149-nucleotide messenger RNA. RefSeq names its product fungal specific transcription factor domain-containing protein. Gene Ontology annotation, biological process: DNA-templated transcription. Bases 1 to 1149 code for a protein of 382 amino acids. Gene Ontology annotation, cellular component: nucleus. Lineage: Eukaryota; Fungi; Ascomycota; Eurotiomycetes; Eurotiales; Aspergillaceae. Gene Ontology annotation, molecular function: DNA binding; zinc ion binding. The transcript is spliced from 3 exons. The record is from RefSeq and is a predicted model, not a curated record.